Phytophthora nicotianae INRA-310 is the source of this 261-nucleotide messenger RNA. RefSeq lists its product as hypothetical. Bases 1 to 261 code for a protein of 86 amino acids. NCBI's taxonomy places the organism in Eukaryota, Oomycota, Peronosporomycetes, Peronosporales, Peronosporaceae. The record is from RefSeq and is a predicted model, not a curated record. The transcript has 2 exons.
AUGUUUUACGAAGAUCAUCAUUGCACGAAGGAGGACGAGACGUUGUACCAACAUCUAAAGGAUACAAUCGAUGGCGUUGACAUCUUUGAGAACGCUCAGAUCCCAAGCAUCAAAGACUACGACAACGAGACCUCUAAGCUCAUUAUAUUCGAUGAUUUAGUGCUUGAGGGUCGCAAGGUUCAAGCUCAGAUCGGCGAUUUCUACAUUCGAGGCCGUAAAGCGGGGUUUAGCAUGUGUUAUCUAUCUCAGGAAUCUCACUAA